UGGCGGCGCCUACCCUCCAUCCGGCGGUCACUGUGCUUCCCUGUGGCCGAAGAGAGGCUCCCUCUGUCCGGCCGCUCUCUCGCCAGACAGUCCUCACCGACGGAGCGUCACUUUUGAAUGAAACAGGAGCAAGUCCUCCCCCGGGCAGCAAAGUGGAGGGAAAGGACAAACCAACGGACAUUUUAAUAGUAUGGACGCCGAACGCCAAAGCGACGUGGUGGAGCGUCUGGUCAACGAGCUCGGUGCUCUGCUGAAGAUGUUGGAUCAUGAGAGCGUCAGCCCCGCCACCGCAGACAAGAUGGCGUCCGUACGCAACAUCCUGGACGCGCUGUCGGUCAGCGGAUCCGAUGUCUACAUGAACAGCUGUCUCUAUGGCAACGGCACCAGCUUCGUCGAGUCUCUGUUCGACCACUUUGCAGACUGUGAUCUGCAGGCGCUCAGCACCUCCCCUGUCCAGCAGAGAGAGCCCACCGAGGAAGAGGAGGAGACGCCCCCUAACAAAUCGAUGCCCACUGACACGCCCCCGCCACUGCCUGCCACGCCCCUCCCUGAGGACUACUACGAGGAGGCGGUUCCUCUUCACUCGGGCUCCGCCCCCCAAUACUUCACCACCAACAUGGACCCAGCUUCCAGGAACUCCGAGGAAGACGCCUACUAUGAAGAUGCAGACAACAACUACCCCACCACCAGGAUCAACGGGCCUCCCAAAAACUCCUAUAACGACUCCGACGCUCUGAGCAGCUCCUACGAGUCGUACGAGGAGGAGGAAGAGGAGGCCAAAGGACAGGGUCCUCCUCAGAGAUGGGCCGCGGACGGGAGUCCGGAAGGCCCCGUCCAGGACUGCAGGAUUUGCGCUUUCCUGAUGCGGAAGAAGCGCUUCGGCCAGUGGUCCAAACAGCUGGUGGUGGUCCGAGACAGCAAACUGCAGUGCUACAAAAGCAUCAAGGAGAGCACCCCCCACACAGAGCUCCCUCUCAACCUGUGCAACGUCAUUUACGUCUACAAGGAGGGUCGCAAGAAGAGACACGAGCUGCGCUUCUCUCUGCCGGGCGGAGAGGUUCUGGUUCUGGCUGUGCAGAGCAAGGAACAAGCCCAGAGAUGGCUCAAAGUCGUGCAAGACGUCGGCAGCCAUUGUGGCAACAUGGACGGCCUGAGCGGAUCCAUCUCUCCCGUAGUCCACAGGAAGGUGGAGCUGGACAAGGCUGACAAGCAUAUGUCAGACUCGGACAGCGGACCGACAGCAGACGGUCAACCACCUGGACCUGGACCUGGACCUGGACCAGGACCAGGACCAGGACCUGGACCUGGACCAGGACGGGAUGCUGCCGACACACUCAGCAAAGGAAAACGCGGCGCCUUCUCGGAGCUGACGGGAUCGAUGAGCCGAGCGGCCGGGAAGAAGAUCAACCAAAUCAUCACCUUCUCCAAACGCAAGACGCCCGCCGGUCACCAUGACGACCCUCGUUGCGGCUAUCUGAGCGUGUGCGUGGGCGGAGUCUGGAAGGAUCGCUGGUGCGCGCUGCGAGCGGGGAGUCUGCACCUGCUAAGGGACCCGGGCGACCAGCGGCCUCCCGUCAUUGUGGUCCCCCUCAGGGGGGGCGAGGUGGUCCCGGGGGGCUGUGGCCCCAAGCAUCCCUUUUCCUUCCGCAUCCUUCAGGGAGGCGUGGAGCUGGCGUCCUUGGAGGUAAAGGCCGGCUGCUCGGAGACGCUGGGACGCUGGCUGGGGGUCCUGUUCGCCGAGACGGGCAGCGCCACGCUACCCGAGGAGCUUCACUACGACUACAUUGACGUGGACACGUUGACGGACAUACGCCACGCCGCCAGACACUCCUUCCUGUGGGCCACCUCCGCCGCCGCCGUGGACCCCACCACGUACGAUGACGUUUACGAGAGUGUGGAGGACGACGAGGACGAGGGCAUGGCCAGGGGCCAGGUGAGACGCCACGCCUCCUUCUCCAGCAGGGACUCCGAGAAGACGGAGCAGCAGGCCGCCGUCAAGAGACACGCCUCCAACGUCAACCAGUACGGACGCUACGGGAAACUGCGAGCGGAGGAGGACGCCAGACGCUACCUGACGCAGCGGGAGGAGCUGGAGGGGCAGAAGGAGCGGCUCAGGAACGCCCUCGUCUCCCUGCGCAGGGAGAAGAAGGACUUGAAGACCGGCGGCGGGACAGAUGGCGGCGUGGAGCGGCGGCUGGCCCAGCUGGAAGUGCUGUGCAAGCAGAAGGAGGAGGAGAGGGUGGAGCUAGAACUCCGACUGACCGAAGUCAAAGACAACCUCAGCAAGUCACUGGCCAGGGGACAGCUGGCUCCGCCCACCAACGCCACCGUCACCUCCAAGAAGCAGGACAAGAAAGUGGACAAAGUUUACAACGACAUCAUUCCCGUCAACUCAGCGUCCGAACUCCGCAAACGACCGCCAUCGCUCUACGCCUCCUCCAAAGUCAAUGUCAUGCAGAAGGCAAAGGAGUGGGAGUCCAAGACGAGCACGUAGACGCUGUGACGUUGACGGCAGACAAAGAGGAAGAGGAGACACCUUGUGUGUUGGACCACGUGGGCGGAGUCACGCAUAGAGGCCCCUCCCCCCUCAGCUCAUCUACAUAUCGCAAGGACGUCAACGUGACUGGCACUGACGAGGCGUGCACGUGAGCGACACCGAUUUGAUUCGUUUCAAUGAAAAAGCAAAAGUUGUAAGUUUGGGGUUUUUUGCGUGUGAAUGCUGAGGAAUAUGUUAUUUCUUGUAUUUAUUUAUUUUUCUAUUUAGUUUUUUUUUUUUUUUUUUAACUCUUCCACGCUUUUUUUUGUCACAAUGUUCAUUCAGGACACAAAUGCUCGCGUUCCAAUUUUUUUAACGUAAAAAUUUUCUUUGAAAUGAUUGACUAAUUUUUUUUUCAAAGUUCUGCAUUUCUCAACCGUUUCCAACGUGGAAAAAAUGCGCUCAUUCAGUACGAUUUUCAUCCCACAAGUUACGGAGGUUGAUUUGUGUCUUUAUUACGAAAGCUUAUUUGGACACUGAAUUUUAUCGCAUUAAAUUAUAUCGACAAUUUCAUUGAAUAAAAAUUUGGGAGCAGAAUUUGCGUUUUUAAAAAUUCAGUGCAAAAUAAAAAAAAAACUGUGGAAAAAAAACAAAAAACAUUCAUCCAUUUUCUACCGCUUGUCCGUCUUGGGGUUGCGGGUGGGCUGGAACCUAUUAUAGAGUAAAAAAAAAUUAUGUUUUAAAAAAUUCAGUGUAAAAAAAUUAGUGUGUGAAAGUUUAGUGUAAAAAAAUCUGUGAAAAUUUUCAGUGGAAAAAUGUUCUGUUUGUAAAAUUUUGGGGUAAAAAAUUUUUGGAGUAAAAAAAUAAAAAAUGAUGUGUGAAAAAACCUUUCCAUCCAUUUUCUACAGGGGGCUGCAGCCUAUCAGAGUGUAAAAAAAAUCCUCUAAAAAAAUGCAGUGUAAAAAGUUUCUGAUUGUAAAAUUUUUGUGUAAAAAAAAUUUGAGUAAAGAAACCUACAAAAUUCAUCCAUCCAUCCAUUUUUUUUACAGCUUGUCCCUCUUGGGGUCACAGGGGGCUGCAGCCUAUCAUAGUGUAAAAAAAAUAUGUGGAAAAACAUACAGUGUAAAAUGUUCAGUGUAAAAAAGGUUCUGUUUGUAAAAUUUUUGUGUCCAAAAUUUUUCAGUUAAAAAAAAAAAAUUAUUUGUAAAAAAACCUUACAAAAAUUAUCCAUCCAUCCAUUUUCUACAGCUUGUCUCUCUUGAGGUGGCAAGGGACUGCAGCCUAUCCGAGUGUAAAAAAAAAUAAUUUAAAAAAAUGCAGUGUAAAAAAGGUUCUGUUUGUAAAUUUUUUGUGUAAAAAAAGUGUGAGUAAAAAAAAAAACCCAACAAAAUUCAUCCAUCCAUCCAUUUUUUUACAGCUUGUCCCUCUUGGAGUUACAGGGGGCUGCAGCCUAUCCGAGUGUAAAAAAAAAUCUGUGAAAAACUUGCAGUGUAAAAAUGUCAGUGUAAAAAAGGUUCUGUUUGUAAAAUUUGUGUGAAAAAAAAUUUUGAGUAAAAAAAAACUUACAAAAAUUAUCCAUCCAUCCAUUUUCUACAGCUUGUUUCUCUUGAGGUGACUGCAGCCUACCCGAGUGUAAAAAAAAAUCCUUUAAAAAAAUGCAGUGCAAAAAAGGUUCUGUUUGUAAAUUUUUUGUGUAAAAAAAGUUUGAGUAAAAAAACCUACAAAAUUCAUCCAUCCAUCCAUUUUUUUACAGCUCGUCCCUCUUGGGGUCACAGGGGGCUGCAGCCUAUCAGAGUGUAAAAAAAUAUGUGGAAAAACAUGCAGUGUAAAAUGUUCAGUGUAAAAAAGGUUCUGUUUGUAAAAUGUUUGUGUCCAAAAUUUUUCAGUAAAAAAAAAAAAUUCUGUGUAAAAAAACCUUACAAAAAUGAUCCAUCCAUCCAUUUUCUACAGCUUGUUUCUCUUGAGGUGACUGCAGCCUACCCGAGUGUAAAAAAAAAUCCUUUAAAAAAAUGCAGUGCAAAAAAGGUUCUGUUUGUAAAUUUUUUGUGUAAAAAAAGUUUGAGUAAAAAAACCUACAAAAUUCAUCCAUCCAUCCAUUUUUUUACAGCUCGUCCCUCUUGGGGUCACAGGGGGCUGCAGCCUAUCAGAGUGUAAAAAAAUAUGUGGAAAAACAUGCAGUGUAAAAUGUUCAGUGUAAAAAAGGUUCUGUUUGUAAAAUGUUUGUGUCCAAAAUUUUUCAGUAAAAAAAAAAAAUUCUGUGUAAAAAAACCUUACAAAAAUUAUCCAUCCAUCCAUUUUCUACAGCUUGUUUCUCUUGAGGUGACUGCAGCCUAUCCGAGUGUUAAAAAAAAUCCUUUAAAAAAAUGCAGUGCAAAAAAGGUUCUGUUUGUAAAUUUUUUGUGUAAAAAAAGUGUGAGUAAAAAAAAAAUUCAGUGUAAAAAAACCCCCAACCAAAUUCAUCCAUCCAUCCUUUUUUUUACAGCUUGUCCCUCUUGGGGUCACAGGGGGUUUGCAGCCUAUCAGAGUGUAAAAGAAAUCUGUGAAAAACAUGCAGUGUAAAAAUGUCAGUGUAAAAAAGGUUCUGUUUGUAAAAUUUGUGUGAAAAAAUGUUUUUGAGUUAAAAAAAAAAAUUCAGUGUAAAAAAACCUUACAAAAAUGAUCCAUCCAUCCAUUUUCUACAGCUUGUUUCUCUUGAGGUGACUGCAGCCUAUCCGAGUGUAAAAAAAAAUCCUUUAAAAAAAUGCAGUGCAAAAAAGGUUCUGUUUGUAAAUUUUUUUGUGUAAAAAAAGUGUGAGUAAAAAAAAAAUUCAGUGUAAAAAAAACCCCCAACAAUAUUCAUCCAUCCAUCCUUUUUUUUUUACAGCUUGUCCCUCUUGGGGUCACAGGGGGCUGCAGCCUAUCAGAGUGUAAAACAAAUCUGUGAAAAACAUGCAAUGUAAAAAUGUCAGUGUAAAAAAGGUUCUGUUUGUAAAAUUUGUGUGAAAAAUUUUUUUUGAGUUAAAAAAAAAAAAUUCAGUGUAAAAAAACCUUACAAAAAUCAUCCAUCUAUCCAUUUUCUACAGCUUGUCUCUCUUGGCGUUUCAGGGGGCUGCAGCCCAUCAGAGUGUAAAAAAAAUCCUUAAAAUAAAUGCAAUGUAAAAAAGGUUCUGUUUGUAAUGUUUUUGUGUAAAAACAUUUUGAGUAAAAAAAAAAUUCAGUGUAAAAAAA
This is a messenger RNA of Nerophis lumbriciformis (worm pipefish), 5683 nucleotides long. Lineage: Eukaryota; Metazoa; Chordata; Actinopteri; Syngnathiformes; Syngnathidae. The record is from RefSeq and is a predicted model, not a curated record.